Drosophila eugracilis is the source of this 5872-nucleotide messenger RNA. It is a transcript of the gene mGluR, whose product is annotated as metabotropic glutamate receptor. Gene Ontology annotation, molecular function: group II metabotropic glutamate receptor activity. The transcript is spliced from 9 exons. Gene Ontology annotation, cellular component: membrane. The record is from RefSeq and is a predicted model, not a curated record. Bases 523 to 3465 code for a protein of 980 amino acids. Gene Ontology annotation, biological process: G protein-coupled glutamate receptor signaling pathway; regulation of synaptic transmission, glutamatergic. NCBI's taxonomy places the organism in Eukaryota, Metazoa, Arthropoda, Insecta, Diptera, Drosophilidae.
CGUUAAUUUUGAUAUCGAUGUGUCUGCAUGAGUGGUGGAAAUGUUGCAAUGGGUUAGAGACUAUGCCAAGCAGAGCAUGGCUCUCUUAAGAAAAAUUGGGCCACCGUUAUUGAAAUUUGGCGAAGAGACCAACAAAGAUUAUGGUUGGUUCUCUUAGGUAUGCUGCUUCGAGGUGAUUUUCCCCUUGAAUUCUGUGAGAGAUGGACAGUUAGAAGGAUUGUUGUAGAUGACUGCUUCCCCAUUGUUGUUCUUUUUCUUGGUCACCGCUGCUGGUGCUGAUUUCUUGGUUGUUGUUGUGCUGCUGCUGCCCCUACAAGAACUGAUUUUGGGUUGGCUUAUCAUGGAUAAAUCAGUUAACCUACUGGUAAUGCUAAGACAAGACGUACGUGUAUCACUAAAAAAGUAAUCCAAAAAUAAAGAAAGUUAAGAAAGUCCCUGGAAAUCAAAAGAACAUAGGCCAAAAAAUGUACCUGCAUAUGGCUUUAAAAAAUUGAAAAUAAGAAUUUGAAUGCCAUUGCAAAGAUGCAACAAAAAAAAAAAAACCCCAUUUUUCUAGUCCUUACGAUGGUGCUGUCGUGGAGUGCAGUGGCUAACCUAAAAAGUCCUGGUAACACACACAUUCAGGAUACAGUUUCAGUUUCUUUGCCCGGGGACAUAAUACUUGGUGGGUUAUUUCCUGUACAUGAAAAAGGUGAGAGCGCUCCAUGCGGACCAAAAGUAUACAACAGAGGAGUACAACGCCUUGAAGCAAUGCUCUAUGCUAUAGACCGAGUAAAUAACGAUUCCAAUAUACUUCCUGGAAUAACGAUAGGAGUCCAUAUUCUGGACACUUGUUCAAGAGACACAUACGCCCUCAACCAAUCUCUUCAAUUCGUAAGAGCCUCCCUUAACAACUUGGACACAUCUGUGUUCGAGUGUUCAGAUGCGUCAAGCCCAAAAUUAAGAAAAAACGCUUCGUCAGGUCCGGUAUUCGGAGUUAUUGGGGGAUCGUACAGCUCCGUGUCUUUGCAAGUAGCAAAUUUACUCCGUCUGUUUCAUAUUCCUCAGAUAUCUCCGGCAUCAACAGCUAAGACACUAUCUGACAAAUCACGAUUUGAUCUUUUUGCUAGAACAGUACCGCCAGAUACUUUCCAAUCGGUAGCUCUUGUAGAUAUACUAAAGAAUUUUAACUGGUCCUAUGUGUCGACGAUUCAUUCGGAGGGUUCUUAUGGUGAGUAUGGAAUUGAAGCUUUCCACAAAGAAGCCACCGAGCGCAACGUGUGCAUUGCGGUAGCGGAGAAAGUACCAAGCGCCGCAGAUGACAAAGUUUUUGAUUUAAUUAUAAGCAAACUUCAAAAAAAACCAAACGCUCGCGGAGUGGUUCUUUUUACAAGAGCCGAAGAUGCGCGACGUAUUCUACAGGCAGCGAAACGUGCUAAUUUAUCACAACCGUUUCAUUGGAUUGCAAGUGAUGGUUGGGGUAAACAACAAAAACUCCUAGAGGGGCUGGAGGACAUUGCCGAGGGCGCAAUAACUGUAGAACUCCAGUCAGAGAUAAUAGAGGAUUUUGAUCGUUACAUGAUGCAACUGACUCCAGGCACAAACCAAAGGAAUCCUUGGUUUGCUGAGUACUGGGAGGAUACGUUCAACUGUAUUCUGGCACCCGUUUCGGAGAAAAAUAACACUCUAAACAUAGUCGAUUCUAGUGACGUUAAGACCGGCAUGAAGGCUAAAACAACAUGCAUCGAAAGUUUUCGUUUAUCUGAAAAAGUUGGAUACCAGCAGGAAUCAAAGACUCAAUUCGUUGUGGAUGCUGUAUACGCAUUUGCCUAUGCACUUCACAAUUUGCACAAUGAUCGUUGUAUCACCCAAAAUGACCAAACGUCUGAGCAUAGAAAACAUCAACAUAGUGAAUCCGUAUGGUAUCGAAAACUAUCGACAGAUACCAAGUCCCAGGCGUGUCCCGACAUGGCAAAUUACGACGGAAAGGAUUUUUACAACAAUUACCUCUUGAACGUUUCAUUCAUAGAUCUUACUGGCAGCGAAGUCAAAUUUGAUCGCCAAGGAGAUGGACUAGCCAGAUAUGAUAUUUUGAACUAUCAACGUUUAGAAAAUUCUUCGGGAUAUCAGUAUAAGGUCAUCGGCAAGUGGUUUAAUGGUUUGCAACUUAAUUCUGAAACAGUUGUGUGGAACAAGGAAGCUGAGCAACCAAUUUCGGCCUGUUCUCUGCCGUGUGAGGUUGGGAUGAUUAAAAAACAACAGGGAGAUACAUGUUGCUGGAUAUGUGACAGUUGCGAGUCAUUUGAAUACGUGUAUGACGAGUUUACCUGUAAAGACUGCGGUCCAGGACUUUGGCCCUACGCCGAUAAGCUUUCUUGCUAUGCACUAGACAUUCAGUACAUACGAUGGAACUCGUUAUUUGCCCUCACUCCUAUGGCAAUAGCCAUAUUUGGUAUUGCAGUGACAAUUAUAGUAAUAGUGCUGUUUGCUAAAAAUCAUGAUACUCCAUUGGUAAGAGCAUCAGGACGAGAGCUAAGCUAUACUCUUCUCUUUGGUAUUUUGGUUUGUUUCUGUAAUACGUUUGCGCUGGUAGCUAAACCUACCGUUGUCUCUUGCGUUCUGCAGAGAUUUGGAAUAGGGGUUGGCUUUUCUAUUAUAUACAGUGCUCUGCUUACCAAAACCAAUCGGAUUUCACGAAUCUUUCACUCUGCUUCAAAGUCAGCACAGCGCCUUAAGUAUAUAAGUCCACAAUCACAGGUGGUGAUAACAGCCUCUCUGAUUGCAAUUCAGGUACUAAUCACAAUGAUUUGGAUGGUUGUUGAGCCUCCGGGAACCCGUUUUUAUUAUCCAGACCGAACGGAGGUGAUUCUUAAGUGCAAAAUACAAGACAUGUCAUUUCUAUUUUCCCAGUUGUAUAAUAUGAUUCUCAUAACAAUAUGCACAGUUUAUGCAAUUAAAACGAGAAAAAUACCUGAAAACUUUAAUGAGUCAAAGUUUAUCGGAUUUACCAUGUAUACAACAUGUAUUAUCUGGCUAGCUUUCGUACCUAUAUACUUUGGAACCGGCAAUUCAUAUGAGGUACAAACAACUACGUUGUGCAUUUCAAUUAGUCUAAGUGCAUCAGUUGCUCUUGUGUGCCUAUAUUCACCAAAGGUAUACAUCUUAGUCUUUCACCCGGACAAGAAUGUUCGUAAGCUGACCAUGAACAGCACCGUCUAUAGGCGAUCAGCAGCAGCUGGAACUCAAGUAGCGCAAACCAGCUCCGGGUAUAGUCGCACACAGGCAGCAGGCUCUACUGUGCCGACAGGAGGAGCGAUAGGUUCAUCGGCAUGUGCAAGUGCGAUUCCAACACAAAGCAGCCACAAUCUGAAUGAAGAUCCUAACCAAGCAUCCGUUGUUAACAAAACCAGCGAAAGUAAGAAUGGUGAAUUCCCUUCUGAAGAACGCGAAUGUGCUGGGCCAAUAUAUAACCGAGUAAAAGAUUAGGAUUCGGCUCGAAAAAUACCAUAACAACCGAUGCUUUUAUGAAGUUACGUUAUGGAGAUAUAUAAUAUUUAACUUUUUUUUUAACUUUAUCGGCUAAUACGAAACUUCAUUUUAUGAAUGAUUUAGAAUAUUGUCCAUACAUUGCCAUACUAAAUAAAAUUUCUAAAAAUGUCUAAGUUGUGCAUUGCUCACAUCAGUAAGUGAAGUAGUUCUAUUUGGAUAAAUUAUUAAAUUAUAUAAUAGGGAAUUAAAAUGAAGAAUAUGAGAACAUUUUUAGAAAUAACCACUAGUUAACUAGUUAACAACUAGAUUUACACAUUUUACUCAUUAAUUAGGAAGAUAAAUUAAAAACGUGUAAAAUUAUACAAGUAAAAUUAAUAAUUUCCUGUAAAUCAUUUAUCUAAAUGUGGAUGUUCAACAUCAUUACAUUACAAAAUGGUGACAGAUGGAACAGAGCCCCUACAUUGCCGUAAUCGGCUUUGUAUAUUAAAAUGAAGGAAAAUAUUCAGUUUUAAUAUUUUAAAAGAGGCAAGACGGUUGAUUUCUCAGCCAUUCAAAUGCCUUUAGGCUUAAAUGAUGUUUAUUAAUGUAUAUAUUUUGGUUUUGGACUUAGCCAUUUAGGCUUAUAGUUUAUAGAUUAAGGUGGGACAUCUUACAAUGGGUUAAAAAAAAUUGGCAACGAUUCCUGUUUAAUGAGAAAAGAGUAUUUAAGCGUAAAAUUUUGCAUUAAAGAUUUAAAUUAUGAGCACGAGGAAAGCAACAAAAUUGUCAAUCAGUCCUGUUUAAUAAGAAAAAAUACCGAAAACAUUUUAUAGAAAUGUUUAAUAAGAAAAAAUACUGAAAAUAUUUUAUAGAAAAAAAAAGUUUGGAAAGAGAGUAUUCCACUUAUCCCUAACAUAUCUGCAUUAAAAUGGCUUUUGGGAUCUAAUUUUGCAUUAAAGAUUCAAAUUAGGUUUGAUCUUAUUUAAAAUUAUAAAUAAGGAAAGUACCAAUUACGUAAAAUAAAUAUCUAUCAAAAAGAUAUCCAUAACUACAGUGUAUACGGAAAGGUCAUUAAAAUAGACAACUCCUGGUAAUACUAAUAAGAAAUAAGAAAUUUAUAGGAUAUAGGAUUUAAAUAAUAUAUAUUUCUGAACAUUAUUCUUUACUCUACAAAGGACUCAUCGGGAUCACCAAUCGACUCGCUCUCGUCAUGACCCUCGGCACUUUCGUAAGAUCGUUCGUAAUCUUCGAAAUGUAAGAGCUAGAAAGUUAUCAAUAAUGCAGAUUUUAGUGAUACUUAAGCAGCUCACUUAUUUCAAACAGACAAUUUUUCAAAAACUUUUAACAUCUGGUACCUUUUUCGAAAUUAUAUAUUGCAGUAACGGAUCUGAUUAUUUUAUAAAUAUUAUUUUUCAAUUAGUUCUAUCGCAUUUUUACAUAUAUACUAUAUACUAAAUACUUUUUUCAAGGAAAACAAUAUUUUUGACGUAGCAAACUAUAUUAUGUACAGACAUUCUGACACUUAAGAUUAAGCCAAAAUAUCAAUUACCAAAUCGUGAAUUUCCUUAAAAGUCAAAACUAGAAUAGGGCUGAUAGCUAAUAAUAUAUAAGUAUAAUAUAUGUUCAUACGUUAAUAAAGAAAAUAUAUAAAUCGCCCAAUAAAACCAAAAUGGUUUUUAUUCUUUAAAAUUUACAAGUUGACACUUAGGAAUUUAUUAGAUGAUAGGCAGCUCGUUAAAUCUAUUCAAUAAUUUUAAAUUAAAAUAGUUUUCAACACAAAAAAGGAAAAUCCGCCCCUAAAAUUUUAUAUAUUUGUUGAAAGCUAUAGUUAUAAGAGUUUUUGGUUGUUUUUUUUUAAUUAUUAUUAUUUCAUUUAAAUAGCCAAACAUUAGAUUGAUCAAUGGACCAAUUGAUUCUAUUUAAAUAUCAGACCAAUAGUUCUAAUUGGUACAUGUGCAGUUUCCAUAUACCACAGAAAUCAUACAACAUAUCGUAAAACUCACGCAUUUACUGUAAAGAAAUUGCAUUAAUAAAAUUUUAUACCACAGAAUUAAGUUUAGGUUUAUAGAAAUGACUGUGGGGCUCUAUGUUAUUUUAUAACAUCGGGUAGCGCCAGUAAAAUUUUAACUGUACUCUAAUUGCGCUUUGUGACUGCAACAUAUCAAGACAUUUAGUUUAUUAACAGGAUUAUUCAUAAGAAAACGUCUAUAUCUACAUAUAUGAUAAAACAAUCUUAAGCUGUGCUUGCAUCUCUAAAUUAUGCAAACUUCUUCCCAACUUUCUAGCUCAUAUGGUUCUUGAUUUAAAAAAAUUGUAUAUAUAUAACAUAAUAGUUCCCGAGAUAUAAUCGUUGAGGAAUAUAUAUAUAUAUAUAUUUUUCAGUCCUUAUAUUGUUACAUAGUCUUUUAGACACCUCGGACAUUUA